AUGGCAAGUCAAGUGAAGUUCAUAGAAUAUCGAUUUUAUCGAGUCGCGAUGGGUCCGAGGAAAUUUCGGCCCACCACUUAUCAAGUCUGCGUUACUAUUGUAGAAGCGAGGCAUUUACCGCAAAAUGCGAACCCUUUGGUCGUGGUCAAAGUUGGUAAUCGGAAAAGAAAGACGGUGGUCCGUGAGAAAACCGAUACACCGUUUUAUAAUGAGUAUUUUGUAUUCGAUUUGUUUUGCGACAUGGAGGAACUGUUGGGUACGAAAAUCAUAAUAGCUGUGUACAUAAAGCAUUAUCUACGCUUGAAAUUCCAUGGAAGCGCAAGUUUCGAAAUAGCCCUCGUGUGGGAGCAACCAGAUCGCCAAUAUUAUCACAAGUGGGCGAUGUUGACGAACCCAAAGGACCUUGGUUCCGGGCCGAAAGGUUACGUUAAAUGUAAUAUCGCAAUUAAUGUAAAAGGGGAGAAAAUGAAGGGGCACCCGGAGACAGAGGGUGAGGACGACAUCGAGGGGAACCUCUUGCUGCCCGUGGGAGGCGAAUCGUUGCCCUUCAGACAACACGCGCGAUACAUUUUCACGAUUUAUCGAGCUGAUGGGCUGCCCGAUAUGAGCAGCAUGUGCUAUAAAAGCGAUUUCGAAAAUAUUAACCCGUACGUGCAAAUAUCUUUCGCUGGAAUGAAGGGAACGACGAGCGAGGCGUGGCAGACAUAUGGGCCAAGGUUUAACGAGAAAAUUACCUUCAAGGAAAUGUUCCCGUCCCUCUGUCAACGCAUGAGGAUCGCCAUAAAGCAUCGUCUCAAUAGCUAUCAGACGUGCGUGGUGGCUUCUCACAUUCUCGAUUUGAGCAAGAUAUCACAUUCCGGCGAAUACGGUUUCCUGCCGACUUUCGGGCCAUCGUUCCUUCACUUUUACGGCUCAAGCAGUACAGAAAGGAACAGCUGUUUCGGCAAGUGCUUGACAGCGCUUCCUCUCUAUCGUGGACGAGUUCUUCUCUCCCUAAAAACGGAAAUGGAAGAUCCAGAAACGUCGUCUCGAAUCGGCGCUGAAACAGAACCCACGGCACCCAUCAUCGAGAAUCGUCUAUGGAGAACUGAGCAAUACUGCCUGGUCGCGGUGCUGUACGACGUGAGCAUGAUCGAUCGCCGAAAAUUUUGGACGAAGUCAAUAAGCUUCGAGGUUAGCCUGGGGAACGCAGGCAACAGACAGUUCCCGUACAGCCAAUGUUUCGAGGACAAUAAUAACGACGGAAACCGGAUGCCAGAACGGAGACCGGAUUUCGAGAGCGGUACCGUGCCACGACUGACUGGAUCGCUGGAUGGCAAAUAUAAUUAUCUGCCUCUUGGUUCACGAAAACCGUGCAUGUACGUCAAGUCCUGGUGGCCGAACCUCGAGUGGAGGAUGCUGAACAGCAAUAGGCUGGGUCGCAUCGCUGACUUCCUAGAACGAAAGUUGGAGGAACUGGAGGGCCUGGUGGCGCUGGAGGAUCCCCAGGCUUAUAAACUCUACAACGAAACGAUCCGCAGCUUGAAGGAGUAUUGCUUUCGUUAUUUGCAUACGUUGGACGCGGGCCUAUACGACGACCGUGGCGGCACCACGAGGCUCGAUCGUCAUCGCGUGAAUCUCUGCCGUAAAGAGAUCGAGAACCUGCUGCGGAGGAUCAAGAUCAACGGGGAGCUGCCGAGCAAUCGGUACACGAGGAUCGCGAUGGUGCACGCGUACCAGUACCUGAGAAACGUGAAGAAGUUACGGGCAGAUCCGCAGCACAGUCUUCCGGACGUUUUCAUUUGGAUGAUAGCUGGAUCGAGACGUGUCGCCUGCUCGCGACUUCCGGCCGAGGAGUUAAUUUACUCGGAGGAUCCGAUCCAGAGAGGGCGUAUGUGCGGCCGGAAGGUGGAUAUCUUGAUGAGGAAUCCACGGGACCACGAGGACGACGAGGUCGAUUACGCCGCCUCCAAGAUCGAGAUUUUCCUUUGGCUUGGAAAUAUGGAGUAUAUCGGCGCUUGCUGGUCCGCCAUUCCACCGGGAUACGAAGUGGAGCACGAGACCAGCGUCGACACGUUCCCGAAAUACGUGCAGUACACACGGUCCACGGUAUUCCAAUUACGCGCUCACAUAUUCCAAGGUCGCUUUGAUCCCGGGAUGGAUGCAUCGGGCUUAUUGGAUCCACUCGUACGCGUUGCAUUUCAUGGUUACACAGCCACCACCAGAGUUAUCGAGCAGACUCUGGAUCCUUUCUGGGACCAAACUUUGAUCCUACCGCCGCGAACGGUACACGGUACGAAAGAGAACAUCAAGAACCAUCCCCCGAAGGUGACGAUGGAAGUCUUCGAUCAGGACAUAUGCGGCAUCAAGGAGUUCUGCGGAAGAUUCACGGCCGUUCCAUUAGUUAAACUCGCGGCGGAAACUUACUCGCCCCCUGAUUUCCCUCCGAAACUCGAGUGGUACACAUUUAAAUCGCAAAGGGAUUGCACCGGCUCCGUGCUCGCUGCAUUCGAGCUCAUAGAGGUGAACAAGGUAGGAGAAGAUGAAACAACGGACAAGCCGAUAAGCGGUUCGAGACAGGACAUUACAUACAACAUACCGGAUGACAUCAGGCCGAAAAUGGCGAGCUACAGGCUCGAAGUUAUAUUUUGGGGGGUCCGUGACAUGAAGAAGAUGAAUUACGUGCCGGUGCUUAAGCCACGGAUUAUCAUCGAGUGCGCUGGGGUCGAUGUGAAAUCGGAGGUGAUGGAGAACGCGAAGAAGUUCGGCAACUUCGAGGAACCACAUAUUGUCGUUGACUUGGAUAUGCCGGAGCUCGAUGUCUACUACCCUUCCGUCACUAUAAAAGCUUUUGACUCGCGUGGAUUCGGUUGCUUCAAGUAUGCCGGGAUCUGCAUCAUACCGAGCGUUAAGAUUUUCCUGGAGCAAUUAAUAACGGAAGAGGAUUACAACGCACAGAUACACGAUACGAAAUUGAAGCCGCUUUGGACGAAGAAGCAAUUCACCAUUUUGCCGCUGCCGAUCGAUUACGAUCCAUCGAGGGACGAGAACAAGGGUCUGAUCUCGUACAAGAAGAUGGCCAGGAAGGACUCUUCCUCGUGGAUCCGUAAGAUCCUGCGCUCGGUAAAGAGGAUGUUCGCGAGUCUGCUGGGAGGUGAAAAAACCAGAAAGAGGAGAAUGAUGGAACGCAGGAAGAUGGAGGACGAGUCGCUCGAUUGGUGGAGUAAAUAUUUCGCUUCCCUCGAGGCGGAGAGAAGCAGAGAGCUGGGGAGUUCGGUUCCCGAUACUCGCAGACUCGCCGCGACGUUCAGGAUAUACGACGGGGAAUUGGAGAUGCAGCCGCAGUUCGCAGGGUUUCAGGAUCGUCUUCGAACGUUCGAGUUGUGGAAGGGAAGGAGGGCCGCGGAUCCGGAUUAUGACAGCGAUCAUUACGUCGGGAAGUUCAAGGGACGUAUUUCCGUGUAUCGUUGGCCUCAUCCAAGGAACCUCCCCUGCAAGACAAGGAACGGCAGAAGCGCGCUUCACGGCAUUUGCAAUGAUUAUCCGUCUCCAGAGCCAGUCAAGCUUCUGGUUAGACUAUACGUAGUGAAGGGCAUCAAUUUACAGCCUAACGAUCCCCUAAGCGGCAAGUCCGACCCGUAUCUCUGCGUCAGACUUGGAAAAACGUUUAUCAACGACAAGAAGAAUUAUAUAGCUAACCAGCUGAACCCGACAUUCGGACGGCUGUUCGAAAUAGAAGCCACCCUACCAAACGAUUAUCUACUGACCAUCCAAGUGUGGGAUUACGACGCGAUGUCUACCGACGAUCUCAUAGGCGAGACGAAGAUCGAUCUGGAGAAUCGGUUCUACACCAGACACCGUGCCACGUGCGGUAUAUCGGAAACGUACCACACGGACGGUUACAAUAUGUGGCGGGAUCGGGAGAAACCGUCAUGGAUCCUUGAUCAUCUCUGCAAGAAGAAUAAUCUUCCGUUACCGGAGUACAGGGUGGACCACGUGAGAAUCGGACGGAAACGAUUCCCCUUCGUCGUCGAUGGACAGCAGACGGACGAGACCGACAGGGAAGAAUGCAUGGCGUUGAACGUGCUCCAUCAGUGGCAUGAUUUUCCGGUUUGCGGUUUCGCCCUGGUACCCGAACACGUUGAAAGACGACCCCUAUUUAAUGCCGCGAAGCCCGGUUUGGAGCAGGGAAAAUUGGACCUUUGGAUCGACAUGUUUCAAUUCGAGGAGAUACCACCGAAACCGGCGGUAGACAUCAGCCCUCCUGUACCGCGGGAAUAUGAGAUUCGCGUGAUCGUUUGGAAUACCGAGGAUGUGCCUCUCGUCGAUAGCCAAUUUCUUACCGGGGAGAAGUGCUCCGACAUAUACGUGAAAGGCUGGAUCGUUUACGACGAUCACCAAAAGACCGAUAUCCACUACAAUUCCCUGACCGGCGAAGGCAACUUCAACUGGAGAUUCAUAUUUCGCGUCACGUACUCGAAGGGCGAGAGGGUGAUGUUCGUACGCAGAAAGGUGUCGGCCCUUGCCAGAAGCGAAACCGAGGAGAAACUACCGUGCAAAUUGCAGCUGCAAGUUUGGGACAGUGAUCAUUUCUCUCCGGACGAUUUCCUCGGAGCACUGGCUAUAGAUCUAUCAAGAAUGCCACGUGGCAGUCCGAAUUCGAAAAAUUGCACGCUUCAUCUACUCGAUCAAAAAUUGCCGACCAUGGAUCUGUUCAAGGUGACGAGGAUCAGAGCUUGGUGGCCGUUUCAACGGAGUGUUGAAACUGGAAGCUACGUUCAGGCGGGGAAAGUCGAACUGGAAAUGUCAAUAUUCCAAGCGGGGGAAGCCGACGAGCAGCCUGCAGGCAAAGGAAGAGACCCGCCUCAGGAACUUCCUCCCCCAAACCGACCGGAUACCUCGUUCUCUUGGUUCCGGAACCCGUGGAAGGCGUUUCGCUACGUGGUCUGCCGUUAUUACAAAUGGCGGAUUCUCUGCUGCUUCCUGAUCCUGCUGUUCAUCUUAUUGCUCGCCUGCGGGAUCUACGCUUUCCCUGGUUACCUGGUCAAACGGAUUAUCGGGGCUUAA
Molecule: messenger RNA, 5046 nt
Organism: Dufourea novaeangliae
Lineage: Eukaryota; Metazoa; Arthropoda; Insecta; Hymenoptera; Halictidae
Product: otoferlin-like
Exons: 27
Coding region: 1-5046 (1681 amino acids)
Biological process (GO): plasma membrane organization
Cellular component (GO): membrane
Source: RefSeq, a predicted model, not a curated record